AUGGGGAACCCCAAGCCAGGAACGGCCGCCCACGCGAAGAAGAAGGCGCGCAACGCCGCCUACAACGCCCGCACACGCGCGGAGAAGAAGGCCGCCGCCCUCGAGGCGGUGGUCGAGCCUUGCACGAGGAAGAUCGCGCGGCUGGAACACAGGGUGGACAUGGUGCGCGACCACAGGCAAGCCUUCUGGGAGCAGCUGCAGAAGGCCUCUCGGUGCCCCUCCGCAUCCCAAUGCAUGGCGCGAUACGCAGACGCGGCGGCCUAUCUGGGUGCGCUGAAGGACCUGGACGUGACGAACAGGGACUCUUCCCAGUACGCCGUCUCGCACGCGGAAAUCCUGGAUCCUGGGAGCUACUUGGAGGACGAGGCGGCUCGCGCAUACCUGUUCUGCCAGCACUUCGGCACGGUUGGCAAGACGCACUUCUGCACAGACUGCAGCGACGAGUACACGCUGAGCGCGAAGCAUCGCCGCGGCGACGCCGUGCGCUUUAACUGGCGCGGGCCUCGCGACGACUGCGGAUGCGACACUUGCAACGGCGACGAGAUGUCGGCGGUGAAGGGCACCAUUUUGGCGGGUACGCCCACGAGCCUAUGGAUGAACAAGCUCGACGCCUUCGUGAUGUGGUGCUUCGACUACAGCCUUGGCACGCUCAAGGACGAGGUCGGCGUUGACGCAAACGCAACUGUGGAGCGCUGGAUUCACACGUUUGAAGAGGGCGUCGAGGAGCACAUGGCCAGGAAGAUGGACUCUGGGAGCAUGUUCGCAGACCUGCUCGGCGGCGGCCCGCGCAAGCGCCCCGCUGCUGCGAAAGCUGCGCCGAAGCGUCGGGCCAAGCGCUCGGCGAAGAGUCGUCCAGCCCAGGCGGGCGUCAAGAAACGGCCUGUCAUGAAGCGCCCCGCGCGGUCCAGGCUCCCUGCUGCCCGAACCAGGAAGGUUAUCCUUCAGGUAGACGAGUCCUUCCUGAACAAAGGCAAGCUGUCCAAGCUGGCGAAGAACGGUUCGCCGCGCCUGUUCUUCUUCAACGUAUUGAAGUCUGUCGAGGAUGCUUACGACGGCAAGCCCAGGGGCAAGCAGGAGCUGUUGGAGAACUUCAAGGGUCUGUCGCCUCCCGCUGGCGUCGUCAUCGUUUCGGACAAGUGGAGGGGGACCAUCCCGGCUGUGAAGCAGUACCGCAAUGACGCUGGCCUCACCGAGCGGAUGCUCCCGCACGAGGUGGUGAACCACACCGCUGGCGAGAUCACGGACGAAAGAGGGUUCACUACCAACCACGUAGAGCUCCAAUGGUCAUUGGUCAAGCGGUGGAUCAGGAAGCGCUACGGCGGGACGUUGCCCAAGAAGGCCGACAGGAAGAAGUGGUCGAGGCUCCUUGCCGAGCACAGGUUCCGCACCCACAUCAAGGCCAGUGGGCAGAAGGUGAGUUUCGCGGCGCUGGCAGCUGCGUUCCAGGCGUGGUGA
Messenger RNA from Prorocentrum cordatum, 1455 nucleotides. The record is from the annotation of a GenBank genome assembly. Lineage: Eukaryota; Dinophyceae; Prorocentrales; Prorocentraceae.